AUGGGCUCAACAAUAUCGUCAUUAGGCACGUCAGCAGGUAGGAAAAGAAAACACUCUGAAUGCGAAGAUGAGGAUGGAAGUCAGACGGACGAGGAGGCAGUCGUCGAUGUAGUGAAGAGGUGAAUAUUUGUAUGCAGGGGCACCCAACGAGAAUAUAGUUCAAAACCACUUAAACAUAGCAUUGUUAAACGUAUUUUGGUAUUUAAACGGUAGAUGUAGGCAUAUUUUUAUGCCCUAAAAAUUUUUCAUCUGUUCGGAUUUCCUACCUGAAAGUCUAGUGAUCCGAAAAUUAUAGGAGUCAAAAAAUCUUACAAAACCUUUUCGAAAAUUUCAGCCAGAAAAAGGCUCAACUUUUCUUCCGAUAAAACUUCCGAUAACCCUCGACAAACAGAUAUUGAGACUCGCUUUCCUUGAACUGCUACUCCAGAAAAUUCUAGGUGACCUUUUUCUGGUUUUGUAGGGUAAAAAUCCGUUAAAAAUAGGCAAUUAGACCAUUUUUUGUUUGAUGUUCGAAAAUCCUAGGAGAGGCAGGCAAGCAAGAAAUUUUACAACAAAUGUUCCGAAAAUUGUAGAUCUCAAAUCGUCUCCCGAACAGAUAUUUUCCGAAAAUUGUCGUUGGGUGCCCCUGUGUAUGUUACCUUUACAGAUUGUAGCCAAAGAAAGAGCUAAUAUUUUUCCACAAAGUGCAUAGUUUGCUAAACUUUAGAACAUCCGCCAUGUUAUACACAGUUUGAGAAGCUGCUUCGGCAGUCUUCAAAUAACUUACGUAACAUGCAACUCUCAAAAUCAUCAGUAGGGAAUUCCUCGGACGCAUUUUGCGGGGAAAGUAGCUAGAGCAUCGCAAAAUGUUGGCUGUUUUCUCAGGCUAACGCUAACAUAUUUUUGCACAUACAGCAAAAUGUUUGGUACACCGGAAAUACAUUUAGAGACCGUCCGUUGUCAUAGAUAUAAAGGAAGUUCGAAGGAGCACGGGAUAAAAUUAAAAUGUUGGGCUCGGGAAAGGCUAUGUGUGGGUAGUUUGUCAUAACCUUAUUUGAGGCCCUGCCAGGGUAAAUUCCGACUAGCGACACGACCCAAAAAGUAGCGACAGAGCGUAAAAUGAAAUCGCGACAAGGGACAACCUCCCUCAGCCAAAUUGUGACAGUGAUGGAAAAGCCAAGAAUGAGCGACAAAGAACGGUGGUUUGGCUUAUUUAUCACCAGUCUAAAUGCUGAGAAAUAGUAAUUUUCAUCGGUUUUCUCAACGCUUUUUUUAUUUGUUUAAAUCCAAAUUGUACAACUGACAUAGUUAUCCAGUAGCCUGCGAAAACAGCCGUUUCUCCUUGCUCAUUGCUGUUGAGGAUGUUUGGCAAGGAGGAACAUCUGUGACUCAGUGUCAGAAAUCCAUACUGACAACGUAAAAUCUGUCCAGAAUCUGGUCAGAAGCACUGAUUGGUUAAUGGAGUAGAACACAGUGGCAAGGAGCAAGGAGAAACGGCUGUUUUCGCAGGCUAGUUUUCUAGUUAAUUUCUCUAAAAUUAGACUACUCUCAUUUCCUAAGAGUGAAUAUGGGUGGUUAUCUCUCUAAUGUGACUAUUAAACUUUCAGAAAAAAAUUGAAAGGCACUUGUGACUAUAUUUAUCAGACCCUCUUCCUUGAUGGAGAAGGAAGCGAUGUUACAAUACAUGCUCUAGGUAAGUAUAUAAGGCCUCACUUGAAUCAAAUUUAAUUCAAAACACACAUCCUUAAAAAGUAGACUGCAAGUAUCGAAGAAUGAUGAUUGUGAUAAGUUUAGAUGCCAGCUAGUAAUUUGUGAACAAAAAAUGAUCCUUGAGUGGAAGCCUUUAGAAACUGAUAUACCGGUAUUUAUUAUUACUGAAUACAGUCUGUCUGGUAAUACACUAAAAUGCUGCUCUCUCAUUUAGUUUGUACAUUGAAAUGAAUUCAAUUUAUGACAUUUGAAAGCUUAUGAAAAACCAGUAAAUGCAAAAUGCGUUUUGAUCAGCACUGCAGCUAUAGAUUGUUUCAAUGCCCUAUUUUAUUCUGAUUACAAGCCCCUCUGUUUACAAGCCCUCUUAAAACCCCUUACGGAGAUGUAUAAGCCUGGGGCUCAUAAGCGGCAAAUUACAGACUAUGCAAAAGUACUAAGUUUCUAUUUGAAGGGCCACACUUAAAGUUCACAAAAUUCGUUAGACUGGAAACUUUGGUAGUUUCAUCUGUUUUUGUUAACUCUGUCCUGCAUAUUCUUAUUCUAUGUUACAGGAAAAGAGUGGAAGCUUCACAGAAUCUAUAUGUGCCAGGUAUGUUUGAAAUAAUAAGUGAGGCCAUGCCCGUAAAAUCUCCUUCCCCUGUAUUUUUUUCUUUAACAUCUCAUUUUAUAUGUCAUCAGUAAUGUAAUAUACUUUAUUAAUUUACUUUAAUUUUGAAGAAAAAAAAGGCAAAAUGCAGAAGCUGCUGUUAAAGCAUUUCAAUUGACUGACCAUCCCAUUUUUUUCUAAAUGAAAGAAAGCAGAUAAUUAUGUACUACUGCUACUACUUGUUUAAAUACAUAACAAAGUGAAUGUUUCUGAAUUCUGCAAUGCCUGCUGGGUGUCAGACGUUGUGAACAAGCUCUUUUCUGCACUCCGUGGUGAUUUUUGUUUGAGAGACCUUCCACAACAUUGAUGCCUUUUCAGUUGAGUUCGUGGAAGCAAACAGCACAUUCUUUUUAGUGAUUUUCUGCUGCUUGCAUCUCAAUUUUUGCCUGAAGUCCAUGGCACUGGAAUUCACAAACAACCUCCUGGUUUUUUGGGUAGGGCAAAUUACGGCUUAACAAAAUGUACGAGCUGACACCUGUAUGUACAGUGGAACCUCAAUAUAACAAACCUCUACAUAACAAAGUCCUCUGUAGAGCUAACUGUGUUUUUAAUCCCAGCAAUAGUAAAAUAUAUGGAAAAGAACCUUGAUUUAACGAAACCUCAUUAUGGUGAACAUAUUUUGCCUGUCCCUUUGCCCUUUGUUAUGUCAAGGCUCCACUGUACUAUAUAUUAUUGAGUUACCUCAUGGGGCCCUUUUGAACUUGAAGCUGUCUUUUUUUGUCAUAGUCUUCAUACUUUCAAAGUAUGUUCAAUGGAUCAUGGAAGGAAUCUACUGCAGACCAUAUUACAAUGGAAAUUCCAGAUGAAAAUAUUGAUGUUGAGGGUAAUAUUACUCAAGAAAUAACUAUGUGAAUUAUCUUUUCUACAUCUCUAGACUGAAUCCUUCUUUACUGGCAGCCUUUGCAUCUGCAAACACCUAACUGCAGGAAUAGACAUUUAACUAAAGCUACCCUCCUUCAUCAUAUAUGCCAACUCUCCCAGAUAUGGCACUAAUAGCCCCGCCUCCUAUAUGGGUCACCCAUUCUCUUCAAUAAAAUUGAAUUUGGAGUGUUCCUGUGCCUUAGUUUGAAAUUCAAUUGAUCAUAGUUAGUUUCUGUGGCAUUUUUUUAAACAUCUCAUCACUGAAAGACUAUUUUAAGAAAAAUAGAGCAAAUUUGGACAAUUUGUUCCUCAUGUAAGACUUCGUAUAAUUUCCUGUGCCAAACCCACGCUAUAAGUUGGGGACUGGGUUGAUCUGUGUUGAUGGGGGGUGGGGUGGUUCAUGUUGGGCAUUACUGCUGAAGAGACAUGACAGUCUGCGGGCUUUAUAUCCCCAGUGGUUGGAAUCUCUGUACAUGUAGAUACAACCAACACUGACUGGUGGCACUGAGUAUUUUGAUGUUUAUCUCAACAGCACUGAACACAGCAUUUGGCUCUCUGUACUGUGAUGAAGUUAUGGUGUCUCCAGUUAAAGUUGUUCCUCUUCUGGCUGCAGCAAACUUACUUCAGUUGGUCAGUACAAUAUGCAAUCCACAUUAACUCUUGAAGUCCCAAGAGUGGCCAACAUCAAUAAAAUUUUCCCCAACAAUAUCAGUACAUAAUCAAGUAGAAAGGUUAUGAGAAUAGGCCAUUGAUUUGCACGAUGGCGUCAUUUUACAACUAUGACCAGAAUUCUUUUGGGUUUUUUUUUUCAUGUUUAAAUUUGGUAGCCCCAGGGAGGUUUAAAUAACAAAAGCCCUAAUUUGCACAAGAAAGCAGAACCCUGAAGGAUCCUGAUCAUAGUCGUAAAGUGAUGCUAUCGUGCAAAUGGCCUGUUGCAAAAUGAUCUCCAGAGGGGAAGUGCUUGAUCUUGAAACAAAUUCUCUCAUCUAGUUUUUCUAAGGAAUGUAUGGAGAUCAGUGUGGAGAAUUUGUAUGUGGGUAUUGGGGCUUAAAAAGGUUUAGUGUCCAAUUUUGCCACCGGCGCUGAAUUUUUGAGGUAGGAUCCGUACAACUAAAAUUUCCAGAGGUCUUGGCUUCGUUUCCAACUGGAAAGUUUUGGUAGAAAAAAUAUCUGUCUUUAAGAUGACUGUUUUUCUUGGUUGGAAUGGAAAUUCUCCCCACAGAGGGAUGAAUGAGCAAGACUGGCCCACUCCAUUUGCCUCCAGAAAAUUGACUGUAAACCUCUUGUUAAUAUUUUAUCAUUUUUUGUAAAAAAAAGUUGCAUUAUGUGAAAAGUCAAAAGAUUGAGGCCCAGUCCACAGUAAUGCGUUUGUGUUUUCGUUGUCGUUGAAGCGCAUCGAUCUAUUCACGCGCACACUUCCGUUUUGAUGCGUUUUUGACGGUCCACAUUAUAACGUUAGAAAACGAUAGAAUUGUACGUUGUGAUGUAAGUUGAAUUCUAUGCGCAUGCUACAAACACACGCGCCUGUGUUAUUUUCAGUCAUCGUUUUCAUUUUUAUGCGUUUUCGACCCAUCCACGCUUAUACAAUCUGUUUGCGUUUUCGUUUUCAUCCACUUUCAAGAGCAUUUUCAAAUAGAUAUGUUUUAGAUGAAAACGCUCAGCGUAUUGGUGUGGAUGGGAGGCCUUAAAUGCAUCGAAAUGUAUGCAUUCUCUAAUGAAAACGCAUUAGUGUGGAUAGAGCCUAAAAAUCAUUGACCUUGAUAUUUAUUUAUUUUUUCUGCAGGAAGGCUUGUCUCAGCAGUGUGCUGAAGCUAUGAUAGAAACGAUAAACAGAGCUACAGUUUGUGCAUAUCAUGUAGCAGCUACUCAGUACUGUGAAACAGAGGUGCAGACCAAGUGUGUAAAGUGGCUUGAAAGAAGACUGACUUCUGAGACUUCGGUUUCACUUCUUAAGGAGAUUAGGUGGGAUAUCACCUUGGGUAGGGUCAUCUCGCCACCAAGAAGUCUACUCACCACUACAUAAUAACUCUAAAGACAGCUCGUCCCCAACUCGUACCUAGGUCUUCUCGGUUAACUGUUCAAUAAUCUGCAACUUUGCUGCACUUUUGACGUCAUCGGUUCAAUAUGGUAAAAUUCUUGCAAAUUUGUUCAACAGUACGAUGAAUUAUGAAUUACGCACGUGAUUUUAGCCAAUCAGAAACCAAAAAAAUAUAUUGAAUGAAUAAUAAUAAAGUUUACUCCAGACUCGUGCAUGUGCCAAGGAUUGUGAUGUGGUCAUUCACAGAAAAAUGUUUUUGAGGCAUGAUUAGCUAAUGGUUUAGUUCUAUUUUUUGUGAAUACUUGCGACUUUUAAUAUGGCUCAUUUGCAUCGCUUGAGUUAAUUGAAAUAUAUUAAGAUAUGUAUUUCUUGAUGGCGAGCUAUUUUGGUGGCGAGGUGAUCGGAUACUCCUGAGUACAUGUAUACAGGUUCCGCGUUACGACGUCCAGUCAAAAUGUUAAGUGCAUUCCUUAUUUUUUUAUUUAGUCAUAACUGGUCUAAUCAUAGGCAGUUGACAGUACUAACUGUUUCAAGUGUCAAAAAACAGCAUAGGAAACGUUGGUCUGCUACACUGCUGUCUUCUUUGUGUCGUCCGCGUUGCGUGACGACAUAAAGAAAAGCUGCACCCGGCGAGUACCGCUCGAGAAAUAAACUUGAGUGCAGCCUUCAGUUUUUUACGUCGGAAUGUAAAACACGGUAAUAAAUGUAUCAUGAAACAAUAAUCCAUGGAAAAUCGAGUGUAACCUCAGCUAAUAAUUGUAAUGAUUACUGAAUAUAGUAAUCUUCCAACACUUACUAUUUCUUCGUUUGUUUCUGAUGUUAGAACAUUGUUCAAGUAUGUAGUAAGCGACUGUUAUGAAGCUUCUGACCUACUUUGGUUUGUUUAACAUAACAUUCGCCAGAGUAGUUCCCUCAUAUGAAGAACAAUUCUUAGGUUAAACGUUCGCUGAGUGUUUUUGUCGUUUUUUUUUUUUUGUGGAAAUGAGACACUGUUGCGUCUGAAGCUCAACUAACAGUCUAAUCGAUAGCAUGUCCUUCAAGAUUCUAAGGACCUACCCACCUACCCCUCCCCUAACCAAACGUUAUCACUAAAUUCUCACUUAGGGCAAAAUGUUGAGUCUAGGGAGAGGUAGGUGGGUAGAUUCUUUGUGUCAUACUUAUUCAACAUUUUUUCAUUAAGGUAUAAAAUACGUCGAGGAGAGCUUGCAUGCUCGUGUAAACCGGGCUCUACUUUGCAUGUGAAUAGUACUUGUUUCUAUUUGUCUUCUAGUGUGGAGCUGAUGAGCGAAGUGGUCAAUUCUCAAGAAUUAUUUGUAAUGCAGAUUGAAGUAGAUGUAUAUAACUUACUGAAGGUCUGGGCAUAUCUACAUCUUCAUCCCAACUGGGAGGGAAGCUGGAAAGAUGUACGCGCACAAAGCAAUACAUACUUUGCAUCACGAGCAACUGAUAGCAGCCUUUGUUUUCUAGAGACUGAUGAGGGUAGAAAGUUUGUUCCUGCCUUCAGAGCGAUCAGGCUACAUCAUGUUGUAAAUGACAUACGUUCAAUUCAGCUCUUGGACACUGACAGAAUUAUUCCUCAAGGUACUCAACCUGUUUUUGCGACUCAGUCUUUAUCUUAUUAGAGAAGCUUUUAAGUGUUGUACACAUGAGAGUUUGUAUCUACCAAAGCGCAAAUUUUGAACGUUUACCAAGAGUGAACUGCGGUCGUUUCGCCCGAAAAACCAUUCGCCCGAAGGCAUUCGUUAGGACUUCAGUCGAUUCGCCCGAUGACAUACAACACUCUACAACAUGGUAAACUAACUUCUCCGAGAUGUAAUUUUAGUUAACCUUGGAUUCCACAUGUGCAGUCACUGUCUUUUCAUGCUUUUUCCUUUUUCUCAGGCUUAAAGAACGACAGCAUCGGGCGAAUAGACUUAGUCUGGGCGAACUGCCAUCGCGCUAAACGACCCAAUAUCCAUGCCCUCACCCGCUCUGUCUGUGUAACUGUAGCUCUGGAGUUAGCCUUUGCUUUGCCAAUAUCGCACGUCGAACUAGUUGUCAAAAAAGAGACCAGAGUGUGGAUUCUUUUCUGUGUCUAAUGCUCCUCUUUUGUACAGGGGACAAUCCUGGUGUUACAAUGCUACUUCCUUGUGUGAACGAGUGUUGACUGUUUAAUCUCAUUUACCUUCAGAUUGGUUACAUCCAGUGUACAAAUCGCAGUGGGUUUGUAUGCUUUCUGUAUCCCAAAAUCGAGACUCAAGUCCAUCAAUUGACAAAUUUAGAACCAAUGCUCUCAGGUGUGGACGGAUACUAGAGAGGAACUCAUCGGUGAGUUUUUUCGUAAUUUCUUAGCAGUGAAGCGCUUGCACUUAAACGACAUUUUUGCCAACAGCUUGUAGAACAAGGGAAAUUGCAGAGUUGCUAAAUUCUACUAAGACAUUACCUGGAAGGGAUUUAGAGAAGUCAGUGAGCAUUUUAACCAAUUUUCCCGCCCUGAACCUCCCGUGUGGAUCCACGUCCCUUGAACUGCUUAUGUAGUCACCAUUUUUAUCGCUCGUAAAGAUACAAAGUCGUUUUGAUACAAGUCGUUUCGAUGCGUACUCAACCAAUGAACAAGAAAAAUAUUUGGGGUGAACAUUCUUCGUUCUUUAAGCCUAGUGCGUGAAACUACUUACACGUCGACUGAAUAAACUUGUAUCGAAACGACUUGUGCAGGGGACGGGGGGGGAAGAGAGAAAGGAGAGUGGAGGGGAGAAAGCGAAAGGUGAAAGUCGAGACUGCUGCGUCAAUUUUAAACCCGAAAACUAUCUCGAGAUUUUGCUUUCUGUGCAUGCCCGAACUUCGGAGCUGAUAUUUUGAAUCAUUGAAACAGAAGGCCAUGAAGUGCUCCACGUCCACGUUUUUUAACGUUUUAGCUUUUAUAGUCAAUGACCAGUUUUAGCUUUAAAGUAUUCCAAAAUUCCUGGUGGAGAGUGGGUUAACACAAUUCCGAAACUUUACUGAGACUUAUUUGCCUGUUAUUAGCGAGUAAUUCUUUAUUUUUUUCUAUUCUCAUACUACUUUCAUGAAUUUCAUGUCAGGUUAAACUUCCCUUAAGCGUGGCCGAGUGGUCAGCGCGUCGGACUCGCAAUCCGGCGGUCCCGGGUUCGAGUCCCGCUCUGGCCACUUGCUGGAUUUGUUCCCGAGUUCAAAUUCUCGGCCACCGCCAGUUGGGGUUUUUAAUCCUGUUAUGUUGUAUUUGAAUUCAAAGUGCCUGUAAAUUAGCUGACUAGCUAAGUGCACCUUCCACUAUAAACAUGCCUUUAACCUUUAACCUUUUUUAACACCGGAGAAUACAAAGCUGGACUGAAAUUAAUUUAGUGCACGACAGUGGAGGACAUAAAGCGUACAUGUUUCUCUAAUGAAGUGUUUUUUAUUUUGUUUUUACAGUAUUGCUGGCGUUGGACAGGGUUCUCUUAUGGCAUUGACGUCAUAGUUACGUACAGCCCGAGAAUGAGGCAACUUUUGCUUAGACGCAAUACUUAUACACACCCCGUUAGCGGGGCAGUAUAUCUUCAUCAACAGAAGAAUAUUAUCGUGCGCGUGGCUGCGGCUUCAUUUGACGCAAAGGGUUGCACCAGUUACUACACUUGCUCUGGACUGUUGGAUUUGACACUUGACCCGGAUGAGGAAAAGGUGGUGCUACAGCUCGAUCGGUCAGCAGUUUUUCCCCUAAGCGUUAGUGUACAUAUGGCUCAUGUUUCGUGCUCAGCUACGAGUAUUCAGUCUCGAGAUGAACAAUAAUCAACUUAACGUUUAUUCAAUUUUUGUAGAGACCCUCAAAUUCCGAAACUUUACUGAGACUUAUUUGCCUGUUAUUAGCGAGUAAUUCUUUAUUUUUUUCUAUUCUCAUACUACUUUCAUGAAUUUCAUGUCAGGUUAAACUUCCCUUCUUCGUUUUCGUUUUUGUUUACUAGUCUUCCACGCAGCUCUUUUUAUCUUUCGUCACGCAAGGCUUGCGAGACGAGACAAAAACGGUUGCGUGAACAGACCAACUGUUUUUAAUACAGCCUAACAGAAAAAAGGGGACUAUAAAGUUCUAUUCCAAAUUAAAAUUAUUUAAAGAAAAAAACAAAACAAAACUAAAAAAAAACAAUAGUGUAGGGCUGGGCUUUAGAAAAUACUUAAGUGGUAUCAAGAGAGAAUAUUAUCUCUUGGUGGUAUAUAGUAUCGUCGUUGUCGUUAUUACGUUUAUGAUUAUUAUUGUUGUUGUUGUUGCUAUCAGUACAGACAUAAAUGUAGUUACUUCUAUGAAAAAAUCUUCAAAAAAGUGCAGGAUACUAAUUAACAGAAACUGAGAUGGGAGUAAAAAGUAUAUAAUGUUUGCC
Porites lobata is the source of this 9580-nucleotide messenger RNA. NCBI's taxonomy places the organism in Eukaryota, Metazoa, Cnidaria, Anthozoa, Scleractinia, Poritidae. The record is from the annotation of a GenBank genome assembly.